Molecule: messenger RNA, 2129 nt
Organism: Saccostrea echinata
Lineage: Eukaryota; Metazoa; Mollusca; Bivalvia; Ostreida; Ostreidae
Product: leucine-rich repeat-containing protein 40-like
Exons: 14
Coding region: 41-1861 (606 amino acids)
Molecular function (GO): protein binding
Source: RefSeq, a predicted model, not a curated record
GUUACAAAAGGUAUAUCAUGUAAACCGAUCAAAAUCCCAAAUGGCAACAAGAGGUAGGAAGCCUUUCGCAAAUAGUAGAUCGGGUUUUCAAAAACCCAUCGAAGAAAAAGGCGUUCACCCGACUAUUCUGAAACAAGCUCGGCGAUCAGGGCAACUUAAUUUAUCCGGACGAAAUUUAUCAACAGUUCCUGAUGCAGUAUGGAGACUGAACAUUGAUGUUCCGGAGGAAGCUCGAGAAGUCAGCCUAGAUAAUACAGAGGAUAGAUGGUGGGAACAAACCGACCUGACCAAGCUUAUUCUGGCCUCAAACCUCCUUACUGAAAUCUCUCCAGACAUUUCCAAUUUCCCAGCUUUGACUGUGCUAGAUAUUCAUGAUAACAGACUGGAAUCUUUGCCACAGAGUUUGCGAGAGCUGGAUAACCUUGUCAAGCUUGAUGUAAGUCGAAACAAACUAAAAGAGUUGCCAGAAAGUGUGACGUACCUACGGAACUUAAAGAGCCUGCAUGUUGAGUACAAUGAGGUGACCAGUAUUAGUGAGAGGAUUGGAAAUCUGGACAAACUUGAAGAUCUGGACCUGAGCAACAAUCAGCUGUCAGAUCUACCUCCCCAAAUUGGACAUCUAAGUCAUGUGAUCAAAUUCAACGUAUCCAAUAACAAACUUAGCAGCCUGCCCCCAGAACUAGGCUGUAUGAAUGCUCUGAAAUGCCUUGAUGCCACACAUAACCAGUUAACACAUCUCCCUGGAGACUUAGGGAACCUCUUACACCUCGAGGAGCUGUAUCUACGCCACAACAAAUUGUCGGGGAUACCACUCCUCAGGAACUGUAAGAACCUCAAGGAACUUCACCUGGGAAACAAUCAAAUAAGCAGUAUUACAGCAGAGCACCUGCAAUACCUGGAGACCGUGUCGGUACUGGACAUCAGAGACAACAAGAUCUCCGAGCUUCCGGAGGAAAUCACAUGUCUGAGUGGACUACAACGAUUGGACCUCACAAACAACAACCUGACAGGGCUACCAUUUGUCCUUGGAACAAUCCAGCCUCUAAAGUCGGUGGUUUUAGAUGGAAAUCCUAUGAAGUCAAUUAGGAGAGAUAUUAUACAGAGAGGAACAGUGGAAUUAAAGAAAUACCUCUGUAGCCGAAUUGAGGUUCCACAACCUGUGGUAGCCACCAACAAAGGGAUCCAGAAUGGGGGAGACACUGGUAUUGUGGGAGGGACAGGGGAGGGGCUGAAGGCUCAUGAAAUCCAACAGUCCAAAACCCUGGACUACAGUAAUAAGAAAGCCACUUCAGUACCAAAUGAUGUGUGGGAAGUGGCCAUGAAGUCAGGGGUAACCAGUGUAAAUCUGAGCAAGAACCAGUUUACGGAUCUCCCAACAAACUUGAUACUACUGGAGUCAACACUUAAGGAGUUCUAUUUUGGGUUUAACAAAUUAACAACUUUAAACCCUGACAUUGGAUUGUUUCUCAAGUUAACUACUCUGGAUCUCAGGAACAAUACACUGUCUGACUUACCAAAAGACAUGGAGUCCCUUCAGGACCUGAGAGAAAUUGUUCUGUCAUGUAAUCGUUUCACCACCCUACCCUCACCACUGUAUGAAAUGAAGAAGUUAGAGAUAAUAUUUGCUGACAAUAACAAGAUAACCACAAUAGAUGCUGCUGGAAUCAAAGGUCUACCUAUGCUGGCUACCUUAGAUCUACAGAACAAUAACAUAGAACAGGUGCCCCCAGAACUUGGGAACUGCACACAAAUCAAGUCCCUGUUGCUGAGUGGGAAUGCCUUUAGAAAUCCUCGUCCUGCCGUUCUAGCCAAGGGAACUCUGGCUUUACUGGAAUACCUGAGGAGUCGUAUAGUGUCCUAAGGUAGAACUUAAUACCUAAACAAAUACAGCUUUUACUGGAGGAGUUGUGUUCAGCAGAGGAAUUGUAUUGUGCCCUGUGAUAUAGUUACAAUAACAUUGAUAUAUGUAAAUCACAUACUACUUCCCAUUUAAACAGUGAUAGCUGUUUGAUCAAGAAUAUGCAAUAUUAAAAUUUUAUAGAUGCAGUUUUGGUGCUUAUUGUUACAGAAAAAUUGUCAAUUUAUGCUUAACACCAGUUUGAUGAAUAAAUUGGUUUUUGAUACUUACA